CCGAAGAGCCCGGUGUCCACCGAAGCGAAGCCUCACGGCGCGCCGUGCGCCAUGUCGAAGAAUGGCUCGCUGCUGGAGACGGUGGAGACGCUGCUUAGCGUGUCCAGCUUUGUAUUCUGCUCGGUCUCGAUGAUUGUCACCAACAAGCUGGCCAUCACCGUCUUCCCCUAUGAAAGCACGCCCUCCGUGGACCCCUGGUUUUGUGGGAUUGGUGGACUGGCCAACUCGAUCCGGGUUUCUGCCAGAAAACACCACCCGGAUGAGGUUGACCGCUUUGCAGAUGGCCUUCACUGUCUUGGUCCUCGUGGCUGCUUGGCCCACCUUGCACGUGGGCUCCCUGCGCGAUGCGCUACGCUGGUCCCUGGUGGCACCGUGCUUCGCAGGAAUGUUGUUGACCUCCAUGCUGGCCUUGAAACACUGCACCAUGACCUUGGUCAUCGUGGUCCGCGCCAUGUCGCCGAUGUUCGCGUUGAUGGCCGAGAUGAACCGCUCGUCGGUGCUUCACGUGAACCGGCAGAUGAUCCUCUCAAUCUUCAUCAUGGUCCUAGGUGCCUUGCUCUACACGAAAGAUCUGGAGUUCCGGCACCUGGUGGGUGUCGGAUGGAUCGCCGUGAACACCUGCUUCUCCGUGCUCACGCGGCUCCUGCAGCGGAAGAUGCUGGCCGCGGACCAGAAUCCUGUGGACAUCUCGAAGAGUGGAUGCUCCUUGAUCAACAACGCCUUAGGGCUGCUGCCACUGCUGGUCACGGCCUAUUUCACAGGAGAGGUCCACUCGGCCCCAGCCGCGCUGAUGUCCCUGACACAGAGGGAGACGAAUUUGAUGGUCAUCAGCUGUGUGGUCGCAGUGGGGAUUAGCUACACGAACAUUUGGUGUCAAAGCCUCAUUAGCGCCACCAGCAUGCUGAUCCUGGUGAAUGCCAACAGGUUCUUGGUGAUUCUCCUGGAUGCCCUGCUGCUGCGCACUGACCAGCUCUCGCCCAGCCAGCUGGCUGGAGCCGUGAUCACCAUCUUGGGAGGAAUGGCUUUGGCCGCUCCAAAUACACGAGAAAAGGAGGAGAACAAGAUGCCUGAGACGGCCUAUUCACCCACGGGACGGACGAUGCAAGACGCCUAGGACGACGGAGAGGCGAGCCAACGCCCAGAGACGAGGCGAUCGAGAAGCAAAGGCGAUCGAUGGCAUGAAAUGGGAGAGUACCGGGAGUCUUCUGGUAAUUGCUGGAGGUCAAUGGUAUCUACAAUUCAGGGCAUGGGUCCUUGCAAAUCCCAGAUUUUUCCAACAAAAAUACCUGUAGGAAUACAUUGGGUGUGUCACGGCAUCCUUCAAGUCGACC
Durusdinium trenchii is the source of this 1331-nucleotide messenger RNA. NCBI's taxonomy places the organism in Eukaryota, Dinophyceae, Suessiales, Symbiodiniaceae. The record is from the annotation of a GenBank genome assembly.